Molecule: messenger RNA, 1893 nt
Organism: Ananas comosus (pineapple)
Lineage: Eukaryota; Viridiplantae; Streptophyta; Magnoliopsida; Poales; Bromeliaceae
Product: CBL-interacting protein kinase 29-like
Exons: 1
Coding region: 288-1586 (432 amino acids)
Biological process (GO): signal transduction; protein phosphorylation
Molecular function (GO): protein kinase activity; ATP binding
Source: RefSeq, a predicted model, not a curated record
UGCGUCGGACUAGUAGCAGCGGCAUCUCAUAGGCCAUAGCGCCCCCACUCUCUCUCUCUCUCUCUCUCUCUCUCUCUCUCUCUUUCUCAAUUUCAGCAUUAUUCUCACUAUAACCUAUCAUUGGGAUAGACACCGGGGAAAGUAAAACACUUUUCGCCACUUUCUAAAACUUGGGCGCCACCAAAAUUAUAUUAUAUAUUUAUAAAAACGAAGGUAGAAAACUCUUCAUCAAAAAUCCCAAAAUCCCCUAAAUUCGCAAACGCUACGGCCCCCGAUCCCUCCCCACGAUGACCACACAGGCGCCGGUGCCGGCGCCGGACUACGGCUGCGGCGCAGGCAAGGUUGUCCUCGGGCGCUACGAGCUCGGCCGGGUCCUCGGGCGCGGCGCCACGGCCAAGGUCUACCUCGCCCGCGACCUCAGCUCGGGCCUCUCCGUGGCCCUCAAGUCCAUCCCCAAGUCCCGCCCCCAGGGAGGCGGAGGCGGCGGCGGCGACGGCGACGGCGGCGCCUCCCCCGCGGCGAUCUUGCGAGAGAUCUCGUCGCUCCGGCGGCUGCGCCACCCGCACGUGGCGCGGCUCCACGGCGUGCUGGCGUCGCGCUCCCGCAUCUACCUGGCGCUGGAGCUGGCCCGCGGCGGCAACCUCCUCUCCCGCCUGGAGUCCCGCGGCCCCGGCCCCGGCCCCGGCGGCGAGCAGCAGCAGCAGGAGGAGCUGGCCCGGCGGUACUUCCGGCAGCUGAUCUCGGCGGUGGGGUACGCGCACUCCCGCGGCGUCUUCCACCGCGACCUGAAGCCCGAGAACCUGCUCCUGGACGAGCGCGGCGACCUCAAGGUGACCGACUUCGGGCUGAGCGCCCAGACGGCCCACCUCCGCCCCGACGACGGCCUCCUCCACACCAUCUGCGGCACCCCGGCCUACGUGGCCCCCGAGAUCCUCUCCAAGCAGGGCUACGACGGCGCCAAGGUCGACAUCUGGUCCUGCGGCGUCGUCCUCUUCGCCCUCAACGCCGGCUACCUCCCCUUCAACCACCCCAACCUCAUCACCAUGUACAAGAAGAUCUGCCGCGCCCAGUACCGCUGCCCCAAGUGGACCUCCCCGGACCUCCGCCACCUCCUCUCCCGCAUCCUCGACCCCGACCCCCACACCCGCAUCACCCUCGACGGCAUCGUCGCCCACCCCUGGUUCGCCCGCGGCCUCGACGUCGGCCGAUGGACGGCCGUGAUGCGCCUCGGCGACGGCGACGACGACGACGACGACGGCGACGGCAAGGACCAGAUGGAUCGGGACGGGAGGGCGCUGAACGCGUUCGACAUCAUAUCGCUCGCGCCCGGGUGCGACCUCUCCGGCCUCUUCGGCGCGGGGCGCGACCGCGACCGGUUCUGGACCGGGCGGAGCAGGUGGCCCGCGCCGAGGGGUGGAGGGCCCGCAGGCUCGGGAAGAAGGGGCUCGGAGGGGUCCUGCUCCAGGGGCAAAACGGUAAUUUCGUCGCCCGCGUCGAGGUUUACCAGAUUGCCCCCGGAACGUCGAUGGUGGUGGUCGUCACGGGGGACGGGGUUAAGGACCGGAGGUUCUGGGAAGAGAGGCUAGAAUCGUCUCUGAAAAAUCAGACGGUUCGAGCUCAACCCGAGUGCCCGGUUCAAAAUUCGACCAAACCGCUUCCCUAUGGUACAGAGAUGUAGCGCAUGUAUUUGCAUGUACUGAUGUACAUAUACAUAUUUUAGAAUAAACUGAAAUUAGCUCGCCGGCGCGAUUUUUUCAGAUCCGGCUGGAUCUGCUCCGGCGCCGGCCUUUUUUAUUUUUUUUGUUUUUUUUUUCGUAAUUACUGCACUAAUUGUGCAUGUAAUGAUUUCUUUUAUACCCAAAUGAGAGUGAAUAUGCUUGAAUAUUACUGUUA